Messenger RNA from Phycodurus eques (leafy seadragon), 1521 nucleotides. RefSeq names its product UPF0450 protein C17orf58 homolog. NCBI's taxonomy places the organism in Eukaryota, Metazoa, Chordata, Actinopteri, Syngnathiformes, Syngnathidae. Bases 86 to 1249 code for a protein of 387 amino acids. The transcript has 5 exons. The record is from RefSeq and is a predicted model, not a curated record. Gene Ontology annotation, molecular function: protein binding.
AUAAAAGUCUGUGGAGACUCUGGCGCAACUGCAGUGCAUCUCGCUCUGUGUGUCUCCUCCCAACAACGACGACGACGACGACGCGAUGAGGAUUCAUGUCGUUUUCUUCCUGCUGCUCCCGCUUCACAAGGCGCAGGAACAUGUUGUUAAUGAGUUUUAUCCUCUUGUUGAGAAAAGUCCGAGAAGUUUUGUGGACCCCCCGCAGAGCAACCAGAGCAGGCUGAUGGUGAAGGAACCAUCUCUGCCCAUCAAUGAACUUCUAGAGAAGAGCAGCAGGACCGGAGAGUCCAAAUUCUCCCUUCAUCCUUUACCCUCUGACAUCUGGCCAAAGCACAGCGACCUGGCACCCGUCCCUCGCCACCACGGUCCCCACAACAAGAGCAAGCGAGGCCCCAAGAGCGAGCAGCUGCUGGAGCUGAGCACGGAUAAAACCAGAGGAGAAGUGGCCGGCUUGCUUCCCAAACCUUCUCUGACGGCGUCGACGGCUGCGGCCGCCGACCGCACGGCUCAGCCCGGCAUCGGCCUCCUUCCGCCCGCCGAACCGGAGGGCCAUCCCAACUCUAGACCCAGGAGCGCUCCUCACCCACAGCCUGCUCCAGCACCUUCUCCUCGCAGAGAGCCCCCCAACAGACGUCUGGACCCAGAGGAGAAUCGCCCGGGCAAAGCGGGCCUCCACCAUACCGGUAUUGGAGCGGCAGCGCCUCGGAACAACAGCCGGCCGCCUGUCACCUUCAACCGGCGAUCCUCCAGCCUCCUGUACCAAUUUGACAUUCUCAGACGAGAGUCCGACCUCACCCAUGAUGCUUUCUGCAUGACUGAGUGCAGGAAGGAGAAGGACGAGAGGGAUUACUACUGCUACACCGAGUUUGCUGUCAACGGGGUCGUCCACGACAUCGACGUGCUGCGGAAAGGGAUACGUCUCAUUACUCUGAUGGUGAGCAGCGACGGGUUCUACAAGAUGAGUCGCCUCUAUGCCACCCCUGACAGCUUCUUCUUCAAAGUGCGCCUUCUGGUCCUGGACACGUACAAAUGCAGCAAACCCUGUCCUGACAUCAAACUUGGGACCAGAUACAUUGUUAUGGGCCAAAUCUACCACCGGAGGCGGCAUCUUCCGAAUGACCUCCUGAACCUGCUCGGGGGCCGACUAAAACCAGGCGACGGCAUUCUCAGGAGCAACAACUACGUGAAAAGGUUUAACAAACGGAAGCACCAGAAGGUCUUGGAGGCCACCCGCUCCAAGUGUCGGUGAACCCAAACAUGAGGCCGUCGCCCCCUCCUUCUGCUUGCAAGGGAAAAGACUUUGCAUCUUACGUGAACCGCUUCGAAAUAACCCCUGAGUAUUAUACACCAGAAGGUAAAGAGGCAGCACAAGUAGUGUUUAGCAAGUUUGCCUCUCAGUCGAGAGGUCGUGGGUUCGAAUCUCGGCUUCCGGCCUUCCUGUGUGAAGUUUGAAUGGUCUCUGCGUGCAUGGAUUUUCUCCAAGUACUCCAACUUACUCCCACAUCCCGAAAACAUGCACGU